UAUUUGGGAUCAAUAUGUGGCUAUAUAAUUAAUAGGUAAUAAGACUCCAUGCUGUCUAGUCCAGUCCCAGACCCUUUUUUGACCCGCUCCGUUGAACGGCUCGUCGCGGAGAAAAAGGGUCCAGAAGAACUUGCAUGCGCAUGCGCCAGCAUCAACCAAUAACAAACGAGUUUAUACUCGGGGAAAACUUAUUAUUGUUUAAAUUAUUAAGGUGUCAAAAUGGCAACUGCAAAUGAGGAAAAAUGUCGGGUUUGUAGCAAAAUAUGCCUUCCUGCAAGGAGAUUUCUUUUAUAUAAUGCCCAGGGGGACUAUACCAAGACUGCAAUACUUUUUUUUGAUGCCUAUAAGAUAACGAUACGAAGAGACAAGCCUGAACUAUCGCGAUAUAUCUGUCGAAACUGCCAAGAAAAAGCCGCUAGGGCACUAAAAAGACUUAAAAUGUCAGAAYCCCCAGUUACGCUUUCGUCAAAAGAUAAGAGGAAGUUUGUCUCCACACCUAAAAGCCAAACUUCGUCUCCUAGAAAAUGUAYAACGUCAUCCCCGCCAAGAAAACUUGCAAAGACAGCAACUUCACGAAAUCUAUUCGGAAACCAGGUAUUAGUAGCUCAGCAAAGUAAAUCCGACUUUGAGCUACUGGAUAGCUCGCUCGACGCAACUUCUACUCCUCUUUCUUCGUGUCAACUUAAUCAACCUACUGAGAUAAAUCAAACUGUUUUUCUUUCUUCCACAAUUAGCAGUGUAUUUCAAAAUACCAGCUAUCAGAUAGUUUGCUACUCCCCGCAAGGWAUGAGACCAUUUUCRAUUAAUCCCAGGUGGAAUGAGCUCUGUAAAGCUAUUAUUAAUGACAAUGGAGAUGAAGUAUGUAAAGGUGUCAAAAAUCAAAGUGCAAUGAAGAGCAUGUGCAUAACUACAACUGUUGAGACUAUUGAAGAGGAAUGUCAAGCAUUAUGUUGUCAAGAUUCUUUACUAAGAAAAAAAUCUGUGCAAGAACUUACAGAAUUCUCAUUCAGCAAAUUCAUGGAUGAGCUUCAACAAAAGGCCAAGACAUUGUUUCAAAUCAUUGAAGUAAUACUCAAUGUAAAAAAUAGUGAGAGAAAUGUAUACAAAACCAAAGACAAAAAAUUACAAUCAGCUGGAUUGGCACUGUGUAUACUUUUGAAAUCAAGGAAUCAAAAUAUGAGUGUUGGCCAGCUUUUAAUGUCCACAAUCUUAUUAAAAGGAGGAUUGACAAAACAGGUAAUUAUAAUGAAUUUAUUAGAAGGCAAGUCAUAAUUAAUGAACAAGUUUAAUGAGAUCACAGUUAGCUAUGACUGUUCAGCUGAUAUUUAUUGUGACUAUAGCAUUGAAUUAGAGCAAYAUUGGAUUCACUAUAGGGACAUUUAUACCAACUUUGAUGUAAUAAAGUGAAUUUUACAAAGUUAUUUGUCAUUUUCUCUUUUGUAUUCAAUGUAUAUAACAUAUAUAAUGUUAUGUUCUGGUUCACUGCUAAUGAUAAAUAAGUUUGGUCAUGUGCUCUUAUUUUUGAAGUCACAAAUAGCAUAAAACUAAGAGAGCACAAGCUACUAGUAGCUACAGGUGA
Exaiptasia diaphana is the source of this 1579-nucleotide messenger RNA. RefSeq lists its product as uncharacterized. NCBI's taxonomy places the organism in Eukaryota, Metazoa, Cnidaria, Anthozoa, Actiniaria, Aiptasiidae. The transcript has 2 exons. The record is from RefSeq and is a predicted model, not a curated record. Bases 220 to 1272 code for a protein of 350 amino acids.